Messenger RNA from Colias croceus (clouded yellow), 568 nucleotides. RefSeq names its product COA8 family protein CG14806, mitochondrial (gene Coa8). The record is from RefSeq and is a predicted model, not a curated record. Gene Ontology annotation, cellular component: mitochondrion. The transcript is spliced from 2 exons. NCBI's taxonomy places the organism in Eukaryota, Metazoa, Arthropoda, Insecta, Lepidoptera, Pieridae. Bases 77 to 565 code for a protein of 162 amino acids. Gene Ontology annotation, biological process: intrinsic apoptotic signaling pathway.
UGUCAUAUAAAUGUCAUCGCAAAGAUGAACUGAUGAAGGAUGAAGGAGUAGUAGGUAAAUAUGAGCAAAUAGUAAAAUGUUAUCUAUACGUUGUGCAAGUAAGAAGAGGCACCUAUGGCAUGUUGUGAGGAAAACGAGCACAACACCAGACAAUAAGUCGGUGCUACCACCGAAUCCUCAGAAAAUAUCUACUGAUAUGGUAGGACCCCCAGAUCCUGUUUCUAACUUGAGAAGAAUUGUUUUUAAACAACCAGCGAAUGAAGGACAAUUAGAGAAAAAAUAUAGAGAGCUUAGAGCUGAAGUUCAAGAUUGGAAUCAAGAAUUUUGGACGCAACACAAUUCGAGAUUUUUUAAGGAAAGAGAAAAUUACUUGAAGAAUAACCUUCCAGAAGGAAAAAGUAGCUUAACAGCAGAUGAAAUGAGUGUAUUUUACAAAGCAUUUCUAGACAAGAAUUGGAAAACUCACAUAAACUAUAACAUUGAAUGGUACAAGAAGAAUAUUACAUUAUUAGGUCUAUCCAUAAGAGUUAAACUUAGACGAAUUUUUAGAAUAAAAGAUAAAUAGUUA